Heterostelium album PN500 is the source of this 9207-nucleotide messenger RNA. RefSeq lists its product as uncharacterized. NCBI's taxonomy places the organism in Eukaryota, Evosea, Eumycetozoa, Acytosteliales, Acytosteliaceae. The coding region runs from base 1 to 9207 and encodes 3068 amino acids. The record is from RefSeq and is a predicted model, not a curated record. Gene Ontology annotation, molecular function: deoxyribonuclease II activity. Gene Ontology annotation, biological process: apoptotic DNA fragmentation. The transcript is spliced from 11 exons.
AUGACGCUGGUGGCGUCAACAUAUGCCGCUACCAAACUUAGCUUUUUCCUUUUAGAUAUAGAAAAAGCUGUCACUCCAGGAUUUCAGUGGUUUGUUUUAAACUCGGGUGUCGACUUUGUGGCUGAGGGUCUGUUAGAUAUAACAAAACUCAAAGUGGUAUUUGCCCAUACUGGAUCACCAAUGACCUGUCAAAACAUUAAAGCAUCCAGAAAAAAUGCCAAAAGUACUUUUCAUGUAGAAUGCACAUUGACAUUCUGUGGAACAUAUGAUAUCGAGUUUGGAAAAGAAAAAUUCAAAUAUAUUCAUUGUAAAAUACUUGAAUUUAUUAUUAACUUAUUUGUUUAUUGUUUUGUUAAACAAGAUCCAACUAAUAUGAAUGUACCAAGUAGAUUAUCAGUUGGAGCAACAACGAUUUUUACAGCUGACAAUGUUCGUGGUAUCAAGAAUUACACUUUAGAUGGCAUCGUCGGUACCACUUUCAUCAAUUACAUCAAUGAAAACACUAUGAGUUUUCAAGUUCCGGUCGGAUUCCCAAUUGGCAACAAUAAUUUAAAAUUCUUUGGACGUCGAGACGAAUUAUUGUUUGGACCACUCAAAGUCCAACUAUUUGCUAUAUCUCUAGACAUGGUUGAGGUCGUUGACUUUGUUGAUGUUCCAACUAUAAAGAUCACUGGUAAAGGUUUAGAAAAUUUGGGUUCUCCUCCAAUCGUCAAAAUGACUGAUACCACUGUUAAUCCUCCAGUCGUUACCAAUUGCUUUGUCAAGGAUUCAUCGCUUUUUAUUAGAGAUAGAGUAUUUAAUCCAACCGCCCAAAAAAAUAUAAUGGUAGUCUAUACUAAAGAAAUUGUCGCUGGUGUCGCACCGCAAUUUUAUGCUUCCACAAAAUUACUCACAUCCAAUCUUCUGGCUCCAAAGGUAUUGAUAUUUAAUGACUAUUAUUAUCAAAUCAAUGUCGACAUGCCAGCAGAAACAGAUUUUUCUUCACCAAAUGCAAACCAUCAAUAUGAUAUCGUUAUGGUUUGGUCACCCAACCCACCCGUAGUCAUUCCAAGUACAUCCAUUCCAAUUUCAUUCUCCCAAUCCAAUCCUGUCAUUACCAAGAUCUAUCCGCCCGCUGCCAGAUACUCAUUCCAAAAUUUCGCUACCGAUCCAGUGGUAACACAAAUCACCAUCUAUGGAACUGGAUUCGAUUCUAGAAUCGCACCACAAAUUCAGUUCACUGGAGAAGGUCCUUUUACAGGAACAUUCGAUUGUGAGACCAUUCAAAUCAGCACUUCUUAUCUCACUUGUUUCAUCAAGAGUCAAUAUGAAAUCGAUACCAAAGUCCGAUUAAUCUAUAAUAGUGCUAUUCUAUCUGCUCCAUUCCCAUUCACUUUCUUUGGUCUGUCUUGUUUAGGUCGUUCGCCAGACCUCAACGUUCCGAAUCUUCCAGUGGAUUGGUCGUUUACCUAUAAGUUUCGUCAGAACGAUAAGACACCGAUUGAUGAAAAAGACAGUUAUCUCUAUAUUGACAAUAAAUACGAUCUCAAUGUCGAGCGACAUCAAGGAUUGACCGAUAUCACCAGAUCAUUAUCACCAAUGGCAGCGACAUUCGAUCAAAUCAAAUAUGGUUAUUCCUAUUACUUCUACAAUGAUCAGGUUGGAAUGCGUAACCCCGACGGUUCCAUUGUGAAUCCCAGCGUGGAUCCACUCCACCUGCACAGUAUUUAUAAAAAUUCCGACCCUGGACAUACCAAAGGUUUGGUUAUUUACGAUCACGAUACUGGAAGUGGUCUUCACAUUAUCCAUUCGCAACCCUACUGGCCAGCUUUCACAUACAACGGUCCGAACGCUCCGAACCCCGGUGUUCCAUUCACAAAAAAGGCGCCAUAUGAUUACUAUGAAAUCAAUACACCUAAUUGGCUUGGUGAUAAAAAUCUGAAUCAACAUUUCUAUUGUUAUACUUUCGGUCCUUCUAACGACGAUAAGACUGGAAUCAAUAUUGUUUCUCAAUACAUUGGCCAGAAUAUGCCAUUGAUAUUCCAAUCGGUCAACAAGGGAGUCGCAACACGAUUCACAUUACUAUACAAACUCAUAGCUACCGGUAGUACAAACGAUGGUACUACACUAUCAAUACUUCCCAUUAAGAGAAUUUGUGAUCAAGCAACUUCCACACCUCUCACAGACCUUAAGGAUAAAUGCUGGUGGCACACCGACAUGACAACUAAAAGCGGUAUCCCAUUGAAUAUCUUUUCCAAAUCAUCAAAUACUUACCAUGAAAAGAAUGUUAUUAUGAAGGCGGCAAGUCAUGCCCAAGGUGCUCUUAAUGUAGAGAAAGAUCCCAAUAUAAAGUACCUAUUGAAGGGUUUCGAUAUCUAUGAGAAAAUGCUUGAAACUUUUAAUCCGCCUUCCGUACCACUUAUACCUGAACGACCGUUUUUUGUUCAGUCUCUUCAGAUGGGUGGUUCCAGGAGAGCUUACCAAAGAGUGGAUCCUCAAAAAUUAUUGGCAAAUGUAGAAGACUCUCUGGAAACCUACCGUCCUGAGUAUCUUCAGGAGGGCUACGUUCACCAUUCCGACAGAGACCAUUCCAAACUGAUGUUUAACAUGCGUCCACAACCAUGGUCAAACGAAAGGUUUGACAAUAUUUUCUGUGCAGGUGACAGCAAUCGCCAUCACGGUCAAGGUAUACGUGGAGGUGGUGCAGCCUGUUUCGUCAGCAAGGAGCUAGUUAGCUAUUUUACGAACAGAGUUGGUCGUUAUUCCAAUAUUAACAGAGGCGCUUUACAGCAUACAUUUGUCAUUCAGUCACACAAAAUGAGUACUCUUCCCACUUGGUUAAGAAUGGCCGUGAUCAGCAUAAAGAUUACGACCUCAGAUCUUAUUCCUACAACAAUACCAGAGGGUAGCCUUUUUGAAACUCUCCGGCAAGUAGCAUUCGAUGGAGUGACAAACGAGAUUAUUCCAACUUAUCCAGCAACCUUAUCGGUUUUGGACAAAAAAGAAACUUUCUCAGUGACCAUUCCUAUUUACCGUAGUUUGCCAAGUUCGCAAUUCGAGUGGGCUCUAACGUGGCCAGUCAAAACCAAAUCACAUGUCCACCCAAUUAUUAUCAGACAACUGAUGGCAAUGAAAACCCCAAAAUUUGAAUUGUGUUAUUGCGCUGCCGAGCCAUGUAACCUUGCUAAUGCCAUGCGUCUUGAUACAAGAAUAGAUGUUGCCAGUGGCGACCUAUUUGAGGAUGUUUCAUAUUAUGCAUUGCAGACAUACCAAAAUUACUUAUCAUAUGCUGUACCAGCAGAAAAUCCAUUGAUAUUUAUCAACGAAUAUCUAAGAUUAGUUCAAGACAAAAUUCUUUUGCCAAGUAUUCCAAGCUUUGUUAUAGUGCAAUCAAAUGGACCGACCAGAUUACAAAAUAAUAUUCUCUAUCUUAAAGAUUUGACAUGUAAAGAGGAAGUCGCAUAUGCAUUAACCUUGAAGAUUAUUGAUACACUUUUGCUUGGUAAAACUGAUGUUGACAAAGUAGUUCUUCAAGGAAUGGCAUGGGCAGUCUCCAAAGUUUUAACCAACUUAGUUACCCUACAAGGUGGGUCAAUAGUAAGUGAAUGUUUCUCAGAGAAUCCAGAAGGUGUGGCUGGUAUUGAUUUAGAGGGCUCACAAAAUAGAAUCCCUCCUCCGACUGCAUAUUGGUAUGCUGCCACAUUUUGGGAUUGGAUGGAUAUAUUGGAUGAUGAUGAUAAGGGUCCUUAUCCUAAAUCAAAGAUCGGUGAUUCCAACAAACCAACGUUAAUUCCAUGGAUCAAUUUCUUAGUAAAUGUUCGAUCUUGUCAAACUAUCAAGUCGCUCUAUGAUUCAUUGGGUGGAUUCCUAAAUACAGCAAAUAAGAAUAUCAUGUUUUAUAAUGGAUAUAGAGAUCCUUCAGUUCCUCCUGCACCAGUAGUUCCUCCUGUCAUGGCCAGCCGUUUCAAUUUAUUAUUCCAAUUAACAUCGGAUAAUAUCCCAUCUUAUACCUCUGAUGUUCUCAAAGAGUUAUUAGUUGAUCCAGGUUAUUUCACCAUAGACCAAUUGAAUGACCUUGACCAGACUGAAAUGGACAAGAUUUUCGAAUCCCUUGCACUUUGGCACUCCUCCAACGUGACAAACUAUGGCAUCAAAACGAUCUUGGAAGCACCAAAGAGUUCAGCACAAGCAAACAAACCUCUUCAAUUCUUGUCAUCUCUCCUCCUCAUUAAUCCAUUGGAACCAUUCAGUAUUUGUGAAUCAUCAGAUCCAUCGAUCUUGAGAUUAUGUGAUCCAUUCUCCUUGGUUUCACUCACCAAUCUAUUGCAAACUCAUAUCUAUUCUCACCAUGAGCUACUAUCAUUGGAAUCAGACCUAAAGUUCUAUUACAUUGAUAGUAAAACAGCAGGAUCACCGGUGUUGGCAAUUGCAACACUCAAAGGUAGAAUAUGUGAUUUCACACUUGUCACACCACCACUGAACACAAUUCAAAUUCAAGAUAGUCUUUGUUUGGGAAGUGGUCCAGUCAUUUAUGGUGUUUCUGCCCCCAGUUUGAGACCAACCAACGGUAACUAUCCAUUGGAUGUCUAUGCAUUCCAUAUCAAGCCAGGUAUGAUAGUGAGCAUUGGAGAUCAAGAUUGCCUUCAAUCCAACUAUAUCAACAGUACAUACAUCCAAUGUGUCGUACCACCUGGUUCUGGAAUUCAAUUCAUUUCCAUUUAUGAUGAAUCAACCGAUUCAUAUGAUUCUCAAUCGACAGGGUUCACAUUCUCAUAUGAUUUACCAACUGUUGAUUCCAUUUCACCAAUAAUUAUCCCAACAUCUGGAUCUCAACUCACCAUCAAUGGUAAAAACUUUGGAACAGACAAUUCAACAAUUUCAGCUACCUUUGGUAAUAUUCGUCUAAAUCUUGUAUCAGUAAACCAUACUAGCAUUAUCGUUGAUAUUCCAGCCGGAACAGGAUCAAAAUUAUUCAUAUCGUUGAAGUUCAAUGGAUAUACCAUUCCAAACACUCUUACUUUCUCUUACCAAGUCCCAGUUAUUACAUCGUUCACUCCAACAACUGGUAAUGCAUUGGAUAUCUUGAGAAUCGAUGGUUCUGGAUUCGGUGCCAAUGUGACAGGUGUCAAAGUUUUUGUUGGAAUCAAAGAAUGUACUAUUCUUUCAGUUUCAGAUUCAAUUAUUAACUGUAGACUACCAGUUGGAAUCGCCAACAAAUACAUUUCAAUCCAAACACCAAACACCCAACUAGUCAUGUCAAGCCAAUACUUUAGAUAUAAAUCAUCUGUAAUCAACUCACAAUCGGCAUCGAUUCCAACACUUGGAGGAUUAAUGCAAUUCAGAGGUAGUUCAUUUGGUGACUCACUCAAUGAUAUCGUCUAUGCCAAAUUUGAUUCCCAAGCAAUUGAUUGCAAGUCAUUCAACAUAUUCACUGAAUGUAUGAUUCCCAAGGGUAUCAACAAUAACAUUGAACUCAAGAUUGCAUCCUGUGAUUAUCUCAAUACAACACUUGUCAAUGUCUAUCAAAACCCAGUUAUUACAUCUUUGUCAGCAAUACCCCAGCUCAACUCUCUUAUAAUUGGAGGAUCCAACCUAAUUCCUAAUCAAUUGCCAUAUGAUCAAAACUCAUGGAUUGAGUUGACCAAUCAACAAUCACAAAUAACCAAAUUCAAUGAAACAUUUGUUAAUGAAGCCAAGAUCACAGUGAGUACCAAUGUCCUGCAAUCACAAUUCACAACCGUAAAAGUAGUAGUUGGAGGACGUCCUUCCAAUGUCAUGAAUAUUCAAUACGACUUUAAUGUAUUUGUUCAACUUUAUCAAGACAAUAAUUUUGAUGGAAUAAGACAACCAAAUGAACCAUUGUUAACUGGAACAGUUAUCUUCUCAACUGGAACUAUCAACCAAACCAUUUCUAUAACUGGAAGUGGAGGUGUGCUCACUACAGCGGCUGGAAUCUACUCUACCAUCAUUAGUGUCGGUUCCAACUUCGUGGCUCCAUUGAAUAACUUUAAGGUUGAAGUGUUUGGUAGUAUCACCAAUCAAUACUAUAUUCCAAUUUGGGAAAAGAAAUCUUGUGUUAAAUCCUACACAGCGACCGACGGACAAACCAUUGUCACACUCCAAGAAGGAACAAUCAAUUUGAGAAACUAUGGAAUUUGUUCCAAUACUCAAAAUUGUUUAUAUCCUAUCACUGUUACUUCUCCACCUCAGUGUAUUGCCACAUCCACCAAUGACGUUGUUACUAUUACCCAAGGAAUUCCACUUACCCUAACAUUCUAUAUGGAUAACAAUUUGAAUGGAAUUAAAGAUGCCAAUGAGAAUGCACCAGAUCCAAAUGUUAUUACCAUUAUCUAUUCAAAGGAUGGAAGUGGUAUUAACAAUCAACAAUUGGUGUCAUCCGGACAAGAAACACUUUAUGUUUCGAGUGGAUUGCUUAAAGUUUCAUUCCAAUUCGAUCAAUAUUCAAAACCAACACUCUAUUCAAUCGUCAGUGGUAAAGCCUAUGAUAUUUCCGGUUCAGUAUCCGAUUCGUUUGGAUUCUACAAAUGGAACUACGAUUCUGUACCACCGGUUGCAUUCUACAAUUCAUUGAGAUAUAAACUAUCUCUCCCAGUCGGUAAAUAUAAUUUACAAACACUCCAGAAUAUGGGUUGGUCAGUUCAGAGCAAUAAGAUUUCCAACGGUAUAAUUACAGCAAUCAAUGCAUUCAACAAUAACCAAAGAGUUACAUUCUCAUCAUCGAGCACAGAUAUCAAUUCGGUUGUUCUCCAAACCAAUGCACCAUCGGAAAUCUCGGUUUCACCAUUCUCCAAUGUUUUGAUUGAAGUAUCCUAUAUCCCAAUGUUCAACUCGUUCACAGGAUUAGAUCAAGCAGGUGGUCAAACAUCCACUGAAUUCUUCUCACCCUAUCUUACUCUCCCAUCGAUUUACUAUGGUACUCCAAGCUUCAGCAAUUUAAUGAAUUGCCAAUCUAUCAAUGGAAAUCAAUCACGUUUUCAAUGUAUAAUACCACAGGGAAGAGGAACAGUUCAAUUGUCAAUGAAAUCAACAUCACCAUCACAAGAACAACUCUAUCCAUUCUCAGAGUACAAGAUGCUCUACACAAACACUGUUAUUCAAGGUACUGUCUAUGAAGAUACCAACGCUAACAAUCAAAAAGCUUCUGAUGAAAAUGGUAUUGCUGGAAUUGUUGUUAAGCUUGGAACCACAUUUACAACAACCACCAAUGCUGCUGGUUUCUAUUCGUUCACAGUGCCUUCAGACCAAUCAAGUUAUGUACUCUCUGUUGUUUCAACAGCCACCUUUCUUCCUACCAACCGAAAUUACAGUCAAUCCAACUCAAUUGAUACAAAGAAAUGUCAAGUAACACUCACCUCAGGUACUAAAACAAUGUAUCUACAAUAUGGAACGUUUAACCUUGCAGACUAUGGUUGGUGUAACCCUCAACUUAGUACAACAUGUACAAUGAGUGUGAUUUCAAGUACAACUCCACCAGAUUGUGCUGUAGAUUUCAAUAACCUCUCCUAUGUCAGAGUUAGAUAUGCCAACCUUGUCAAUUUAAAUCUCUACAUUGAUCAGAAUUUGGAUAAUAUCAUCAAUGAUGGUCCUUCACCAGGAUUAUUCGAACUAACAGUCACCAAAAUAUACAAUUAUUUCCCGGACAAUUCAUAUUCUUUGGUUACAUACACCGGAAGCACUAAAGCAAAUAUUGAUGUUACAAACAAAAUUAUGGUUGAAUUUACACCAGUCAUCAAUACUCGACCAGUGGUAUCUGGUUCUACACAUAUUAUAACCAAUGGUCAGACUUUGAAAUUCCCAUUCUUCAAAUACCAAUACUCAGCUCCAUCUCAGAAAUUCUUUGACCAACCAGGUAACACUGGUCAAACACUCGAACUUCCAAUUGGAGUGUAUGAAAAUGGCUAUCUCUCUGGACUCCCAGUGUCUUGGGUAAACAAAGUGAAAUCAUUCACAGUGGCCACAUCACUCAAAGUUUUAUUAGUCUACAAUGCUAACUUACCAGACUCUUAUGGUGUUGUAUAUACUGAAGGACAACAAGGUGUUCCAUCGCCAAAUUUGUUGAAAUUCGUUAUUUUCUCAGAUACCGCACUGGUCACAAACAACAUCAAUAUUCCAAACACUGGUGGCUCGUUCAUAAUUAACAAUUGGUCAAGUCAACCUCCACAAGUUAGAUAUUGUCCAUAUACCGAUGCCCCAUAUUCAAUUUGUCCACAAUUAGCAGACCAAUCUAAGUAUCAAUGUUCAAUUCCCGCUGGUACCUAUAACUGCAAAAUCGAAAUUAAAUAUGGAAAUUUAGAAAUGUAUGGAAACUACCAAUUCACCAGAAUUGCACCCACGAUCACAGGAUUUGUCAAACAACCAUCGAGAACGUUUUCCACCGAACUUUUGAUCAAAGGUGAAAACUUCCCCCCAUCACAAGAACUAUCUUCUUACUAUUCAUAUGAAUCUUCCGUGAAAAUAGGUGCAUUAUCUUGUGAAUUGCUUUCAUUCAUCAACUCCACCACUAUCUCAUGUUUAACAGUUGCUUUUGGAAAUUCUCUUCCUGAUGCCAGUGUCAUCUCCUUGAGAAUAACGAAUCAACCAAAUACUUACACCUAUAAUUUCAACUUCCUUUCUUCGAAAUGUGCUGGUGCUCAGAUUAAAAAUGGAUUCGCAACAUAUAACUAUGCAAUUGGAACAAGUACAAACACUAUAUAUACCUUUGAUACUCUGGUUUGUUCGUGGUUCUGCUAUUGCACUGUUGCCAUGGAUUGGCCUGCAAAUAAUCAAGAUUGGAAUGUUGCUAUGAACUCAAUGACAUACUCUGCACCUAGACCAAUAUCAUUUAAUAUGUAUCUAACUGUAUCAUAUGCAAAAUGUAUUAGUAUUACUCUUUAUCGCAUGCCAGGUACACCUCGUCCAAUCCCAAGAACCUUUGAGAAGGGAACUUAUACAUUUGAUGCCGCCGAAGGUAUGUAUGCAUUGAUAACUCCACAAAUCGGUUGCAAAGUUAUCUUGUUUUUGGAUGACAUAACAGCACUCAAUGUGGUUUCAUCAUUCGAUCCACUAAAUUUCCCCAACUACCGAUGGAAAUCGACACCACUAUCCAAAAUCAUUAUUUAUGACUCCGAUGAUUAUUACGGUGGUAACCCAGUGACACCAACCGGACCGCUUGUUUCUUCACCACCUCUACUUGGAAUGGCCCAAGUCUGCUUUGAAUCCAAACAAUAA